AUAUUUUGAGCAACAACUCUUACGGGCACACUGUCUUACUGCAAUUGUAAAUAUUAAAAUGAAUCCGCUAACUAAUAUGCGAAAUGUGCUUAAAUUAAGCGAGCACGAGCUUAAAAACCCAAGUAGCAAGAGCUGGCAUGACAUGUACCGAGACUCCGCUUGGAUUUUUAUUGCGGGGUUUCCUUACACCCUCUCCGAGGGCGACAUCAUCUGCGUGUUCUCUCAGUAUGGCGAAAUUGUGAAUAUUAAUUUGAUUCGCGACAGCAAGACGGGAAAAUCAAAAGGUUUCUGUUUCCUGUGCUAUGAGGACCAGCGCUCCACAGUACUUGCCGUGGAUAAUUUGAACGGUAUUAAAAUUAUCGAUCGCACACUGCGAGUGGAUCACGUUGCGGACUAUAAACCGCCAAAGGAUAAUGAGAAACUGGAUGAAGAAACGCUGCGGCUGUACAUGGAAGGCUGUGCGCCGCAGCCUGUGAUUAAACCUAAUGCUACAACCACAGAGCGCGACCUAAAGAUAUCUGCUCAUAUAAAGCAGGAGAAGCUGAAGCGCAACAAGAACUCCAAGGAGAAAAAACAUAAAAAGCGAAGGAAAAGCUCCGACUAGAUUUUAAUUUUAAGCAGAU
This is a messenger RNA of Drosophila hydei, 623 nucleotides long. Its product is annotated as RNA-binding motif protein, X-linked 2. Gene Ontology annotation, biological process: mRNA splicing, via spliceosome. Gene Ontology annotation, molecular function: RNA binding. The transcript has a single exon. The coding region runs from base 59 to 604 and encodes 181 amino acids. The record is from RefSeq and is a predicted model, not a curated record. NCBI's taxonomy places the organism in Eukaryota, Metazoa, Arthropoda, Insecta, Diptera, Drosophilidae. Gene Ontology annotation, cellular component: U2 snRNP; precatalytic spliceosome; catalytic step 2 spliceosome.